CUCUCCUGUUCAUAGAAUGCUCAGUCAAUGUAACAGCUUUAAAGAAGUAAUUGACCCAUUUUUUCUCAGCACAAUUUCUGUCAAGUCGAGGCUAAAGAGUUAUUUUAUCACAUCUUACCAUUGAUCGCGGUAUUCUGACUUUCGGCCCACAUGGAUGAUGUAUACUGUUGUGGUGGUUUUUGCUUUUUUUUUAAGGUACUUCUAUUUUUUUUUAAUCUAAAUUGUGACCAUUUUUUGGGUAUUUAAUUACCUGUAUGUGUCCUGAUUAACAACAAUAAACAAUAAACAAUGGCAUCCACAAGCAGACGUACCUGUGUAAAUCAUCCCGAUGUUUUUUGUUAUGUGUGUGGUGAAUACACUUUGAAAGAGAGCAAAAAAACGAUUUCUGACUUUGUGAAAAGAGCUUAUCUUGCCUAUUUUGGCGUGCAUUUAGGAGAUCAAGAUAAAUCUUGGGCCCCACAUUUCAUAUGUAAAACAUGUGUUGAACAUUUGCGACAGUGGACAGAAGAUGAUACAGAAACAUCAACGUCUGACGAAGUUAAAAGAAUUCAAUCAGAAAACGACAGCGAUUUUGAAGCAGAUUUAGCAACUCCGCAGUGUUUCAAUCAAGAAGAACUAAACGAUCUUAUAAGAGACCUGAAUCUCUCAAAGGAAUCCGCUUAA
Messenger RNA from Coccinella septempunctata (seven-spotted ladybird), 663 nucleotides. RefSeq lists its product as uncharacterized. The record is from RefSeq and is a predicted model, not a curated record. Lineage: Eukaryota; Metazoa; Arthropoda; Insecta; Coleoptera; Coccinellidae. The transcript is spliced from 2 exons. The coding region runs from base 289 to 663 and encodes 124 amino acids.